Auxenochlorella protothecoides is the source of this 762-nucleotide messenger RNA. RefSeq lists its product as hypothetical. The record is from RefSeq and is a predicted model, not a curated record. Gene Ontology annotation, biological process: tRNA wobble uridine modification. The coding region runs from base 1 to 762 and encodes 253 amino acids. Lineage: Eukaryota; Viridiplantae; Chlorophyta; Trebouxiophyceae; Chlorellales; Chlorellaceae. Gene Ontology annotation, cellular component: cytoplasm; elongator holoenzyme complex; transcription elongation factor complex. The transcript has 3 exons.
AUGAUAAAUUCCAUCACCACACAGAGCGUGCUGCUGGGCCACGGAGAGCAAGGGCCAGCCCCAUCCCUGGCUGCCUGGCUGCCCGCUCAGCUUCAGACCAAGGACAAGGCAAGCGUUGAGCCGCCGGGCGUCGAAGCGGAGGGCGAUGCCGGCCUGCGCAUCGCCUGGCAGUACCGACGGUACAUCACCAAGGCCCAGCAGCAGCAGGAGGGUAUUGGGACGGCGGUGGGACGCGGGAGCGGAUUGGGGCCAUCCAGCAGCGGCGGCAUUGCCACGGCAGGCAGGGCAGCCCCUCCCAGCAAGCCCCGGCCCUGGGCCACCGCCUUUGACCUCAGGAAAGCAGCGGGCGCCGAGGUGCUGGAUGCCCACAGGCACCGCGUCGUGAGUCUCGCGGAGGCCGUGGGGCGCCUGGUCUUCACGGGACUGGCCGGAGGCAGCUGGCCGGAAGGUGCCGAGGCGGGCCUGGCCCCCUUGUUGUCAGGCAUCCGUGCCCGGGUGCGCGCUGCGGCCGCGGUGGCGCUGGUCACGCUGUCGCCGGCAGGCCUGGCGCCGGCCGUGCUCGCCCAGGCGCAGCAUGCUGCGGACGCUGUGCUGGCGCUGGAAACCGUGGCCAGCGACGCUGAGCUGGUGCGCAUGGUCCCUGACCCCGGCUCCAUUGCGGGCCUGCUGUGCGUCAGGCGGCUUCCGCUGGGUUCGGCCCUGCAGCCGCCGGUCCCCGACGCCCCCCUGCACCUCAUCAGGUCGGUGCUUUGGGUUAGAUAG